Messenger RNA from Eucalyptus grandis, 1348 nucleotides. Its product is annotated as translocase of chloroplast 34, chloroplastic. Gene Ontology annotation, cellular component: chloroplast outer membrane. The record is from RefSeq and is a predicted model, not a curated record. The transcript is spliced from 7 exons. NCBI's taxonomy places the organism in Eukaryota, Viridiplantae, Streptophyta, Magnoliopsida, Myrtales, Myrtaceae. Gene Ontology annotation, biological process: intracellular protein transport. The coding region runs from base 232 to 1170 and encodes 312 amino acids. Gene Ontology annotation, molecular function: protein-transporting ATPase activity; GTP binding.
ACGGCUCCUCCAGCCGAUAAGGCCAUCGCAGCUCUCUGCUCUCGACAGAGAGCGCAAGGACCCCGGACAUUCAUCGUCGUUCAUCACCGUAGCAUUCUCCAGCCUGGUCUUCGCUUCCGUCCAGGGCUUUAGGGUUCAUCUUCGCUCUGUUCGGGACGCCCGCCUUCUCUUCUUCUCCUUCACCUCGCCUUUGAUACGUUUCUCCAAAGCUUUCUUGCCCGUUCGGCCGCCAUGGCGUCCCAACUCAUUCGCGAAUGGACGGGGAUUCAGCAGUUUCCGGCUGCCACUCAGACCAAGUUGCUUGAAUUGCUCGGCAAACUCAAGCAGGAGAAUGUCAGCACCUUGACAAUCCUGGUGAUGGGGAAGGGGGGUGUCGGAAAAUCGUCCACUGUUAAUUCAAUUAUAGGGGAGAGGGCUGUUGCCGUCAGUGCUUUUCAGUCAGAAAUUCCAAGACCUGUGAUGGUUUCACGCUCGAGGGCUGGUUUUACGCUCAAUGUUGUUGACACUCCUGGGCUCAUAGAAGGGGGAUAUGUUAAUGACCAGACUCUUGAGAAUAUAAAGCGCUUCCUUAUGAACAAGACCAUAGACAUUCUCCUGUAUGUGGACCGAUUGGAUACAUAUAGGGUGGAUAACUUGGACAAGCAGAUCGUUAAGGCCAUUACAGAGAGUUUUGGUAAAGAGAUAUGGAAAAGAGCCCUGGUUGUCCUAACGCAUGCUCAGCUCUCGCCACCUGAUGCUCUGGAAUAUGAUGUUUUCUUUGCUAGAAGAUCAGAUGCCCUUCUUAAAAUUCUUCGAUCUGGAGCCAGGAUAAAGAAACAAGAUACCUGGGGUGAUGCCAUUCCUGUUGCCUUGGUUGAGAACAGUGGGAGAUGUAAUAAGAAUGAAAACUAUGAAAAGGUUCUUCCUUGUGGAACAGCUUGGAUUCCCAAUUUAGUUAAAACAAUCACGGAGGUCGCAUUAAAUGGAAGCAAAGCUAUAUUGGUAAACAAGAAGCUGAUUGAAGGGCCAGACCCCAAUAGAAGAUGGAAAGAAUUUAUACCAUUAAUUUUUGCAUUCCAAUACUUCUUCAUCAUUAAGCCUCUACAACAGGCAAUCAAGAAUGAUAUCGCAAGGGAGACAAGACCAGCAUGGGAGCUGAGAGAUGCUGGGUUGCCUAGUCGAAAGUUUUAAUCAACUAUAAUGUUCGUAAAUUUUGUUAUUGUCAAUGUUGAAACUGCUUCUCUAGGAUUUGUGUUGAGCGUGUUGGCCACCUGCGGAUGGAACUUUCUGGCAGUUUGUUAUCUGAGGUUCUUUUUCUACAUCAUAGAACAGUGAAGCAAUUCAAUCUGCAAAUCUCCCCUUUUGACUC